UUUUUUCUCCCUUCAAAAAUGAGAGAAAUUUCAGAAAAACAACUUUUGGUGAAUAAAAUACUAUCUGCCUUGCAGAAGAGCUGUAGGAAUUCAUGGAUAGUUUGUGGAAUGGAUUUAAAUGUGGCUGAUGUUGUUUCUGAAGUUACCGCUGCUGAGAUGUCUGAUAUCACACUGAUGCCUAAUUCUGGCAACUCUCCAUCAGCUUCAAAUGCUGAUGGUUCAAAUCCAAAUAAUAUCUUGGGAUGGAAUAUGCUUAGCCCAGUGGGUGACUUAGUGGAAAUAUGUGAGACUGAUGAAAAGGAAACUGGAGAAUCGAAAGCCAUACUGGGACCUGCUUCAAAUGCUGACAAGGAGAUGGUCAGCUUAUCUAUAAAUAAAUAAUGGAAACAAAUCUGAGGUGUAGGAGUUCUUCAAUGCUGAAAAGCUCUGGAUUAUUAAGGUGUUCUCAAGGCUGCAGCGCAGCACUAGACUGCACCUACAAAACAAGUCAUGAACUCAAGAAACAUCAGCGUUUUAUCUUCUUCUUUAUUUCCUCCCCUUUUCUUCUUUCUUCUCAUCUGGUAUUUCUUGUUUCAUGAAGAUAAAGUUCAUUGCAGCGCCACAAGAAAGAUGAAGUUCGUCUUGAACUCACCAAUCCAAACAAACACCCAGUCAUGAACUAGACUGUUUUUUAUCUUUGCUAUCUAUUUAUAACUUUGUUCUGUCAUGAAAAAAUAAAUGGGAUCAAUAGAUUUUAACUU
Messenger RNA from Populus euphratica (Euphrates poplar), 740 nucleotides. RefSeq lists its product as uncharacterized. Lineage: Eukaryota; Viridiplantae; Streptophyta; Magnoliopsida; Malpighiales; Salicaceae. The transcript is spliced from 2 exons. The record is from RefSeq and is a predicted model, not a curated record. The coding region runs from base 19 to 381 and encodes 120 amino acids.